This is a messenger RNA of Daphnia magna, 3487 nucleotides long. Its product is annotated as adhesion G protein-coupled receptor L3. Gene Ontology annotation, molecular function: G protein-coupled receptor activity. The record is from RefSeq and is a predicted model, not a curated record. The transcript is spliced from 16 exons. Bases 98 to 3214 code for a protein of 1038 amino acids. Lineage: Eukaryota; Metazoa; Arthropoda; Branchiopoda; Diplostraca; Daphniidae. Gene Ontology annotation, cellular component: membrane. Gene Ontology annotation, biological process: cell surface receptor signaling pathway; adenylate cyclase-activating G protein-coupled receptor signaling pathway.
GACUUUAGUCGCGCAGGAAAUGCCCCGGUUAAGAAGAUAGUGUAACAUAGUGCAUAGCCGAACGCGGGUGAUAAAGGACUAUCGUGUCACGCAGAGAAUGAAUACAGUUCUCACGCUGCUUGUUGUUCUCUACUGGACGACAACCAAUUGCCAGGUCAGAGCCUCCAAUUGCGUAACCGAUUGUGCGUGGACAGCGCCCAGCGCUUGCAACAAUUCGGAAUCUUACUGCCCAGAUGGAAAUGACUGUUUGGUUGUGACUAAAUCCAUCAACUCAUCAUAUGGGCUGGAGUUAUCCGCCAGCUUCAAUCGACAAUUCCAGUGUCGAAGUCUCUUGGCCGAGACGGACGACAGCCAUCCUUACGAAUAUGAAAACUCCUGGAACUGUGAGUUGCACAAUCCUGUGAACGCAUUUGUGACGAUUCCGCUCCUGGGCAACAGCACCGAAUCGUUAAGUAUUUUUUAUGCCGAGAUGUGGAGCUGCCCCAUUGGCGACAAUGCUGUCAUCCAAUGCCCUUCGGGAAGAUCGAAAAUUGGCAUGGAAUAUGGAUGCCAGAAUGUCGCUCAGCUGCUCCCAAAUGUUUUCGCUCUCGUACGAUUCUGGUGUCAGUUUAAAACUUCAGAUUGCCAAUUUGAUUCGUCUCUCAUCAUGUCCCACGUUGGUCAAUCAAACGUGACUCUUGCGCUACCUAAGCACUACGUCUUUGAAUAUGAAAGUGUAGCGAUCGACAGCGAAGCCUUCGCGUGUGACCGUUCUUUUCAAUCGGUUUUCGAACACGAUUCUUGUUACAGGCUGACACCAGUAAACCUCGAAUGGAAAGAGGCGCGGUCGUAUUGUCUUCAGCUUGGCGGUGAUUUGGCUCAUUUUACGAGCUCUAUCGACUUUGCAUCCAUCUUGCGUAGCUUGGACAAUUCUAUUCCGUCGGAAAUCACAGCCUCCUCAGCUAUUCCUACCUGGUUCAAAUUUUAUACCUGGGACAACGAACAGCGAACACCGCAGCAUUUUAGACAGUACCUGGACGGAUUUCAAUGCGCCGUGUACGAGGUCCAGCCUGGCGUUGGGCCUAAUCCGCAUUCGAGAUGCAAAACCGGUACAAAAACGAAGAAAGUUCGUGGACUGUGUGUUCUACCUCCAGGGCUGAUAGAAGAUAAUUUCAAUUAUGAACCGAUUUCCUGCCCGAUUAAAUGCGGUGUCUCUGGAUAUCCAUCAAACGUCUGCUGGGAAGGAGAUGCCGAUACAAAAGUGUAUCAGGAUUGUCCCAACGGGUUAACAGGGAACGCUAGCUGGACGUGUAAUCUUGCUGGUCAGUGGAUGACUCCAACUCCUGAUCUAAGCAAUUGCACAAAUUCUGUGAUUGAAGAAUCCAUCAGUCAAGCAAACAAAGAGAUGGAAAACGGUGGAGAUCCUAGCCAAGCAUUGGGUACCCUCUCUAGUGUACUUAAGCAAAACGAGUUAGCUUCGGGCGACAUUAUUCAACUGGACCAGACGGUCCGUUUAGCUAUCGACAAACAAACCCAACUCUUGGCUGCCAAUUCAGAUCCGAAUUCGAAAGAUAGCAUUAGCAAAAAUUUUACCAGUUCCGUUACUGACGUCAAUAAUGUGUUGCUGGGAAAUGAAUUGGCAUUCUGGGGUUUGGAAUCAAAUGCCCGUAGCGAGGCUAUCGAUCAAGUACAAAAGAACAUGGACGACACGUUAUUCCUCUUGGCUAGCAAUCUUCUUGAAAAAAUAUACAAAAAUAAUGAUUAUGAAAAUAUCGCCGUACAGGUGGAAAACAAACCGAAAUCGGACUACAACAACGAAACGUAUGUUUACGUAUCAGGAUUUAAAGACCAAUUGAUCCUUCCGGCAGGAUUUCCUUAUGCGACCAACGAUCCAAAAACUCGUCUUUCUUUCACAACGUAUCCCGCAUUUCAAAAUCUUCUCUAUGGCGACACAUUGGCCCAAUUGUUUGAGGAGAAUCGAACCAACUCUGACCCAAUAAAGCAAGUCGUGGUAUCGAAGGUGAUGGGUGCUACACUGGGCGAACCGAACGGACAUAUCCACUUCGUCGACGGCAAAGUCGAAAUUUUGCUCAGCACACUAAAUCUCAAUCUCUAUGAAGUCGAUCGGACAAGCGCAAGGUGUGCCUAUUGGAACGUUUCAACGCAAGAUUGGUCCUUUGAUGGAUGCGAAGUGGUAGAAACUAAUGACAAAUCGAGCACUCGGUGCAGAUGUAACCAUUUGACAAACUUUGCUGUGGUCAUGGACAUCAACGGCGUCUUUCGAAACAAGACUGUACCUGCCUUAGAUUACAUCACCAUUAUUGGUGAAAGCAUUUCCAUUGCUUGUCUGACAUUGGCUCUGAUCAUAUUCUACUGGGUGCGAACCCUACGCCGAGAUUUCCGUUUCAUGAUUCAUCGGAACUUGUGCAUUAACCUGUUGAUUGCCGAGAUUCUCCUGCUGGCUGGGAUUGACGCUACAUCCAAUCGGGAUGUCUGUUUAUCCAUCGGCGUUUUCCUGCAUCUAUUUUUCUUGUGCGCUUUCAGCUGGAUGUUUAUCGAGGGCCUCUACAUGUACUUUCUUAUCACCAAGGUUUUUGACGGAAGCGGUUUAAAACGUUGGCAAUAUUACGCCAUCGGCUAUGGAUUUCCCGUCUUAGUAGUGGCAAUCACUCUGGCAGCAACUAAUACCCAGGCUUACUCCAAUUCCACUUAUUGCUGGCUUAGUUAUGAAAACGGAGCGAUAUGGGCCUUUGCGGGACCAGUGGCUGCUAUUUUGUUGAUGAAUCUAGCCUUCUUGACGAUAGCUCUCUCUGUCAGUUUUAAAUCAAGACGUAACUUUGACGAAAAGAAAGAGAAGAAGCAUAAUUUUCGAUGGAUUUUCGGCACCAUCUCGUUGACUUUUAUUCUGGGCAUUACUUGGUUCUUUGGCUUUUUGUUCUUUGGCCAAAGUAGCAUGAUAUUUGCCUACAUCUUCACCGUCUUGAAUUCUCUGCAAGGAUUGUUCAUCUUCAUCACGUUCUGUGUCCUCAACAAAAAAGUCCGCAAAGAUUUACAGAGACAAUUCGUCACUAGCCAGAGACUCCAACGAGUGGCGCUUUACUUUAACGUUACCUUAAGCGACUUGCACACCAUUCCAUCACAGAACAAAACGGGCACAUACGACGUACGCCAGAGAAACACAGUUACAGCGACGGUCAGCCUUGAAUCUAGUCCGUUUUCGCACAGACUGUCAUAAGGUCGGUAUUGAUGCUGCUAUGUUUUCCCAUGUGCUGCUCAGUCAUUCAGUAUCUGAAGCGCAUUGUCCAUUUACACAGGAUUUUCAUCAUAAUUUUUUUUUUACCUUUUCAUGUGUAUGUCAUUUCCAAGAAUAUGUGUGUAUUACGUAUUCCUAAUUUCCUAUGUUGUUUGUAAUGCUUUAAAUCUCUUCCACAAUCCGCUCUGCUUGUACCGCAUUUUUUGCAAUUAAAUGAACCAAAGCGAAGACCUUUUUUUUGCUUUAAAAUUAAAA